Molecule: messenger RNA, 1009 nt
Organism: Acinonyx jubatus (cheetah)
Lineage: Eukaryota; Metazoa; Chordata; Mammalia; Carnivora; Felidae
Gene: SELENOH
Product: selenoprotein H
Exons: 4
Cellular component (GO): Golgi apparatus
Source: RefSeq, a predicted model, not a curated record
CGACUUGUUUUCAGAGCUACCUAGUCGGCGAUCCUCCCUAAGUGCGGUGCCUCCGUCGGGGGCUGCCUGUACCUUACCCCCCUCCGCGGGCAGUGGUUGUGCCCAGGGAACUUUUUCCCCUUCCCCACCCCCGACCGUGAGCAGAAUGGUUGUGCCCAGGGAGCCCCCCCCCCCUCCGGGCUCCAGCUGGGUGGUUGCGCCCAGGGCCCCACCCCCACCCCCAGGCCGCGGGCUGAGUGGUUGUGCCCAGAGAACCCGCCUCCAGGCCACGUGUGCGCCCCGGCCACGCUUUCCGCAGCGAGGGAGGGGCUUGGUCCUGGCGGCGGGUUUUCUGGACUGGUUUGGGGCUGGAGCGGCUCCGGCCGGAGUCCUCGCCCCCUCGGUGCCCGAGUCUCCACCCUAUUCCCCUCAGGUCGGCCCGGCUCCCGGCUCCAUGGCUUCCCGCGGCAGGAAGCGGAAGGCCGAAGCGGACGUGGUCGCGGCGGCGGAGAAGCGGGAGAAGCCGGCGGGCGACCGGAAGAGAGUGGAGGAGGCGACCGUCGUGAUCGAGCAUUGCACGAGCUGACGCGUCUACGGGCGCAACGCCGCGGCCCUGAGCCAGGCGCUGCGCCUGGACACCCCGGAGCUUCCGGUGGAAGUGAAUCCUGCCAGGCCUCGGAGGGGCAGCUUCGAGGUGACGCUGCUGCGCCCGGACGGCAGCAGUGUGGAGCUCUGGACUGGGAUUAAGAAGGGGCCCCCACGCAAGCUCAAGUUCCCUGAGCCUGAAGAGGUGGUGAAGGAGCUGAAGAAGUACCUCUCGUAGGGUGUUUUGAGCAGAAGUCCUCACGCUGAGCCUUCGGUCCCUGGUGACGUUUGGAGCAUUUAUGACGGGACAUGGCCAAAUUUCAGUCAUGUGCCUGAAGCCCUGGUUUCUUCCCCUCCAGAAAUGAUGGUUCAGUUGUGAGGCAGCCCUCUAGUAAGGCACUGAAAAGUUCUUGGAUUUGGUUUGCCUAAUAAAAAUUGAAACAAA